This is a messenger RNA of Olea europaea var. sylvestris, 1344 nucleotides long. Its product is annotated as cinnamyl alcohol dehydrogenase 1-like. Lineage: Eukaryota; Viridiplantae; Streptophyta; Magnoliopsida; Lamiales; Oleaceae. The record is from RefSeq and is a predicted model, not a curated record. The transcript is spliced from 5 exons. Gene Ontology annotation, biological process: lignin biosynthetic process. Gene Ontology annotation, molecular function: cinnamyl-alcohol dehydrogenase activity; zinc ion binding. Bases 107 to 1180 code for a protein of 357 amino acids.
UCAAAAUUAUCUUUUGUGUCUAUAUAGUUAGACAUAAAUGCACCAUCUCUAGUUCUCAAGAUUCAUUCUUCUUGUCACUCUGUAACACAUAGAGAAAUUUGAAGACAUGAGCAGGGUAGAUAUCGAGAGAACAACAACAGGGUUUGCUGCAAAAGACCCUUCUGGGAUUCUCUCACCCUAUACUUACACCCUAAGAAACACGGGCCCUGAAGAUGUUUAUGUGAAGGUGAUAAGCUGUGGGAUUUGCCAUACUGAUAUUCACCAAAUCAAGAAUGAUCUUGGCAUGUCCAACUACCCCAUGGUUCCUGGGCAUGAAGUGGUAGGUGAGGUGGUGGAGAUUGGAUCAGUUGUAACCAAGUUUAGAGCCGGAGACGUUGUAGGAGUCGGUUGUCUGGUAGGAUGCUGCGGGAACUGCCACCCUUGCAAAUCGGAAAUCGAGCAGUACUGCAACAAGAAGAUUUGGUCGUACAACGAUGUCUACACAGAUGGCAAUCCCACACAAGGAGGAUUUGCUGGCGCCAUGGUCGUUAAUCAAAAGUUUGUUGUGAAGAUUCCUGAUGGUAUGGCACCGGAACAGGUAGCGCCUCUACUCUGUGCCGGAGUGACAGUGUACAGCCCCCUGCACCAUUUCAACCUCAAACAGAGUGGCCUAAGAGGGGGGAUUUUGGGGCUCGGAGGGGUUGGACACAUGGGAGUGAAGAUAGCAAAGGCCAUGGGACAUCAUGUCACUGUCUUUAGUUCUUCAGACAAGAAGAGAGUCGAAGCACUGGAAGACCUUGGCGCAGAUGAAUACCUCGUUAGCUCUGAUUCCAGUCGAAUGCAAGAGGUUGCUGACUCACUGGAUUACAUCAUUGACACGAUUCCAGUUUUCCAUCCUCUCGAGCCUUACCUUUCUUUGUUGAAAGUUGAUGGAAAAUUGAUCUUGAUGGGCGUUAUUAAUACUCCAUUGCAGUUCAUCACCCCCAUGGUUAUGCUUGGGAGGAAGACGAUCACUGGAAGCUUUAUCGGGAGCAUCAAGGAGACGGAGGAAAUGCUAGAGUUCUGCAAGGAUAAGGGUGUUACUUCAACUAUUGAGGUGGUUAAAUUGGACUACAUAAACACCGCGUUUGAGAGGUUGGAAAAGAACGACGUUAGGUACAGAUUUGUCGUCGAUGUGGCUGGCAGCAAACUUGACCAAUGAAAACACAGAAUGGAUACAAGCUUACAUAUUUAAGUUCUGUUUUUCUUAAGACUUAUGCAUACUAAGCAAAACUGAGAGUUAUGUGUUCUUGUUCUUUUUCUUCGAAGACAAUCAAAUCUGGGUUUUGUUCAUUUCUUGGAUAAUAUAAUCAGUACUUCGAAGUU